UCACGCUCGGCCCCUCUUCCUGUCCCGGGAGGUGACGUCACGCGGAAGGUAUUUAGGACGCUCCGUGUCGCCGGCGACAGUCGGCCGGUCAGCAUGAGGAGCGCGAGGACGCUUCAUCAGUCAGCCGGGGUCAUCGGAGCACCUUUCUCCAGGGGACAGCCUCGCGGGGGGGUGGAGAGGGCACCGGACCUGAUCCGAGCCGCGGGACUCCUCACCAGACUGCGCGAGCAAGGCUGUGCAGUGAAGGAUUAUGGGAAUGUGGUGUUCGAGGACCUGGAGGACGACGAGCCGCCGGGUCUGGUGAAGCGCGUGCGGGCGGUGGGCAGCGCCACCCGGAGGCUGUCUGAGGCGGUGCAGGCUGUGAAGAGGGACGGACACACCACAGUGAUGCUGGGAGGGGACCACAGUCUGGCCAUUGGCUCCAUUCAUGGUCACGCCGCGGCGGUGGGACAUCUGAGCGUCGUCUGGGUCGACGCCCACGCCGACAUCAACACGCCGCUGAGCUCGUACACGGGAAACAUCCACGGACAGUCGAUGUCCUACCUCCUCCACGAGCUGCAGCCCAAGAUGCCUGCCCUGCCCAGCUUCUCGUGGAUCAGACCCUGUGUGUGGGCCAGAGACCUGGUCUACGUGGGCCUGAGGGACGUGGACCCAGCAGAGCACUACAUCCUGAAGCUGCUGGGCGUGAAGGUGUUCUCCAUGAGGGAGGUGGACCAGCUCGGCGUCGCCAGAGUCAUGGAGGAGACCUGCGACUACCUGACGGCCAGAGGGAAGAAACCGAUCCACCUGAGCUACGACAUCGACGCCAUCGACCCGUCAGUGACCCCGGCCACGGGGACCCCUGUAGCGGGGGGGCUGAGCUACAGGGAGGGGGUCUACAUCGCCGAGCACCUCGGUCAGACAGGUCUCCUGUCGGCGGUGGACCUGGUGGAGGUGAAUCCUCUGAGGGGUCAGACGGAGGAGGCGGUCCAGUCCACCGUCAGCACCGCGGUGGACCUGCUGCUCGCCUGCUUCGGACGCCGCCGUGGCGGAAACCACCCGCCGGAGUACCGCCUGCCCGAGCCUUGACGCCGGCCUCUCCUACUGGACCGACGGACACCUGAACGCCUCCUAUCACCUGCGGGAACUGAAGGGACCAUCAGAGAUCAAUAACCUGAGCACCAAGUUCUGAACAAAGAUGUUCAACUUGCAUCAAUUAUCCA
Molecule: messenger RNA, 1202 nt
Organism: Cyclopterus lumpus (lumpfish)
Lineage: Eukaryota; Metazoa; Chordata; Actinopteri; Perciformes; Cyclopteridae
Gene: arg1
Product: arginase 1
Exons: 8
Coding region: 94-1068 (324 amino acids)
Cellular component (GO): cytosol; cytoplasm; nucleus
Molecular function (GO): manganese ion binding; arginase activity
Source: RefSeq, a predicted model, not a curated record